Camelus dromedarius (Arabian camel) is the source of this 1668-nucleotide messenger RNA. It is a transcript of the gene TCEAL2, whose product is annotated as transcription elongation factor A like 2. Lineage: Eukaryota; Metazoa; Chordata; Mammalia; Artiodactyla; Camelidae. The coding region runs from base 229 to 885 and encodes 218 amino acids. The transcript is spliced from 3 exons. The record is from RefSeq and is a predicted model, not a curated record.
GCGCCCGCCCGCCAGCCCUGCGGUCCGGUCCCGGCCGCGUCCGCUCGCAUCGCCCGCGUGGAACCAGCUCCCCGAGCUCCCGGGGUGGCGGGCGAGGGGCGAGCGGGCUUAGGCGAGCCCGAGGAGGCGCAGGCCUGGCCCGGGCCUCGCAGGUCUGCGAGGCUGUUGUUCCAGGUACUCUGCUGGGUUACGAAAAAAGGAGGAACCUGUCCAGAAUCCCCGCAGGACAUGAAAAGGAGGGGACAUCUCAACAUGGAAAAACUCUGCAGUGAAAAUGAGAACCCAGGAAAGAUGGAAAACAGAGAACAACCACUGGAUGCGGGAAAGCCAGGAGUAGCUUGUACUGUGGAAGACAAGGAAAAGUUAGAAAACAAAGGAAGGAUUGAUCACAAGGGAAAGAUAGAAGAUAAGGACGUACUAAAGGAUAAGGAAAAGCCAGAGAGUGAGGCAAAGCCAAGAGAAGGAAAGCCAGUGAGCCAGGGAAAGCCAGAGAAUGAGGGAAAACCAAAAGAAGGAAAGCUAGAGAGCGAGGGAAAGGCAAAAGAAGGAAAGCCAGCCAGCGAACCAAGGGCUGCAGGAAAGCGCCCAGCAGGGGACGAUGUACCCAGGAAGGCCAAAAGGAAAACCAACAAGGGGCUGGCUCAGUGUCUCAAGGAAUACAAGGAGGCCAUACACGAUAUGCAUUUGAGCAAUGAGGAGAUGAUAAGAGAAUUUGAUGAGAUGGCGAGGGUGGAGGAUGAGGUGAAGAAAACCAGACAAAAAUUGGGGGGGUUUAUGUGGAUGCAAAAAAGUUUACAGGACCCUUUCUACCCCCGGGGCCCAAGGGAACUCAGGGGUGGCUGCAGGGCCCCACAAAGGGGCUUUGAAGACAUUCCUUUUGUGUAGUGCCCUUGGCAGGCAUUUGCCAGGCCCUGUGCUUUCACGUUUUUCAGAUACUUUGAUUUAGGUGUCACUCUUGUUAACAACAACAACCUUUGACCCAACUAGAGUGCUCUAUCAGUAGGGGAUUUUCAGCCUUAUGCUUUGCAAAGACGUUAUGAAUCUUGGAAAAAUAAAGCAGCUUAUAAUAUUACCUGCAGAACUGGCCCACUUUUGUAAAAAAAACAACAACAAAUUUAUAUAGUACAUCCGUGCACAGGAAAAAUAGAAAAUGUUGUUCACUAAAUGGUUAACAGUGGUUUUCUGAGUUGUGAGAUUGUGGGCGAUUUACUUUCUUUGUUUUCUUUCUACUCAUCUGUUUAUUUUUUUCCCUAAAGAGCACAGAUUACGUUUCUUAUAAAGAAAUACUAAAAUAUAAAAAAGGAAAACAAUAUAUAAAAAGCAAUACAAAGAAUUGUUUACUGAGUUUAUGGAGGCAAUGGCAACACUUAUGAUUCUUGUUGUCAGAACUUAAAAUGUUAUGUAAAAUUCACAUUACUUCUGGAACUCGUAUCUGGAGGAAUCAUCCUGGCAGUUAUAACAGAUCCAUUGCCGUAAAGGACAGUCUUGUCAUCUGUGAAAUGGGGAUAAUAAUUGUUUCAUAGGGUUGCCGAGUGGAUUAGAUGAGUUACUGAGUAUGUCAGCUGUGUUUGGCUGGCUUCUACCUUUUUCCUUGUACUAGCAGGACCAGGACUCUAUCAGACACUUGGAAGAGGGUUGAGGUACAUCUCACCUGUGCCCAGGAAUAAG